Molecule: messenger RNA, 1827 nt
Organism: Leptopilina heterotoma
Lineage: Eukaryota; Metazoa; Arthropoda; Insecta; Hymenoptera; Figitidae
Product: protein ALP1-like
Exons: 4
Coding region: 111-1139 (342 amino acids)
Source: RefSeq, a predicted model, not a curated record
CUAAAACGAGUUUUUUUGGUCGUUAAGUUUAAUUUUGUGAUGGCUACUUUUUAAUACUUUUUAAAAUUACUUAUCUAGUGCAAAGUCUGAUAUUAUUUAGUUGAAUGUAGAUGAAGUACUGUUUUUUAGCACAUGGUGACAGUGUUUCUACGCUAUCAAAAAUGUACUUCAUAGGACUGUCUACACUAUACGAAAUUAUAAGUGAAGUAUGUGAACAAGUAUGGAAUAUUUUGUCACCAAUAUAUCUGCCAGAAAGGCAAAUUGCAGAUUGGAUUGAAAUAGGAGAAAGGUAUGAAAAUCGUUGGCAUUUUCCUAAUUGUCUGGGGGCACUAGAUGGAAAACAUAUAAGAAUUAGUAAACCCCCACGAUCAGGUUCAGCCUUUUUCAACUACAAGAAGUAUUACAGCUUCGUAUUGAUGGCAAUCUGUGAUCCAGAAUAUCGUUUUACUUGGAUUGACAUAGGGGACUAUGGAUCUUUGAAUGAUGCAAGUGUGUUCAAUGCUUCGGGAUUUGGUCAAGAAUUAGAAGCAGGAAGAUAUCCUCUUCCUGAAGGAAAACCUUUAUCAGGAAUGAAUGAACAAAUUCCGUAUUUCUUCAUCGGAAAUGAAGCAUUCGGUUUACGAUCAUAUUUAAUGCGACCAUACUCGAAGCGAUAUUUAAAAUACGAUGAUCAAAAAUUAUUUAAUUAUCGUCUGUCCCAUGCUCGAACGAUAAUUGAAGAUACUUUCGGCAUACUUGUAACCGUUUGGCGAAUUCUUCAAACAACACUAAGCUUCAAGUUACGAACUUCAAUUCUGAUUGUGAAAUGCUUGUUGUGUUUGCACAAUUUUCUAUUGUCGAAGGAAUCGCAAGAGCCGGAAGAAAAUAGGAAGUAUGCCACUGAAAAGUUGAUGCAAAAAAUUAGAGAAAAUUACAAAAGCAAUAAAAGUAGUAAUGAAGAUUUUGGAAGAAAAGAAGACGUAGAAGACGUAGAUGAUGAUGAUGAUGAAGAAUAUGUAGUAGGAGGAAAUGACGAUGAUGAUAAUGAUAAAGGGAACCGACAAGAAAGAAUUAAAAUCCCAAGAAAAGUUUGUUCAGAAAGUCAAAAAAUAAGGAACAUACUAUGUGCAUAUUUUGCAAAACAAAAUAAUUUGAUGUAAUGAGAUGAUUUUUGCAAGUACAUUGCAAUACAAUGUUAUUUAACAAGGAAAAUAUUUAUCAUCGCAGAUCAUUAUGCAUGUUGAAAAAAUAUUUUGAUAAAACAUCUUUAAGUUAUAAAUAUUAACUUAAUCAAGUAACGAAUUUUAAUACUGUUCAUCAUAUAAUAUUGUCCGAUUGAAGUUUCUUCAAUAUCUUAAUAUUACAAUUAAUAUAAUUUAAAAGUAGUGUAACAUUUAAAGGUUUUUGAUAAACAUUUUUAUAAUUUAUAUACUUUGAAAACAAAAAAAAUUUUAAAACAAGUUAAAGAAAAACUUAGUUACAAAUGUAAAUUAAUAAGGAAUCCCAGCAUCAUGCAUAACACAUUCCAUUUGCUCCAUUACAUAUCCGAAGGCCUGUUUCUUCAUUGAUUUAGGGAUUUUUCUAAAUAGAUUAAUCAUCUCCUCUUCAUAACCAUCUUUGAAUGUGGGCUGUGAUACACUGCUCACUGCAGAUUGACUCUGAACAUUAUGAUUAUUUAACAGUAAAUUUUGUUUUUUGGCGUAGUAAUUAGUAGCCACUUUCGUAAAUUUUUCAAAUGUAUUGACAGCCUCUUCAAAUUUCAAUUCACAUUGAUCAAUGCUACGUUUAUUUCUUCUCGCAAAAUUAUCUUGAGGAGGAUGGAUAUCUGUGCAUAAAUAAAUAUAUAAA